CGUUGCGCCUGCGCGCUCAUUGGCUGUGGUCGCCUCCGGUCAGUCGGACCGAUCUCUCUCUCACACACACUACGGCCACCAUGUUUACGGAAAACAGUCCGGGACAUUAGCCACCCUUCAGCCUCGAAGAUCAUCUGGACCGUCGGAGGCUCGACCGCCAUGUUCCUGAGCCAAGCCGCGCGGUGUCGGUGUGCUGCGUCUCUGGGUCGGAUCGAACCAGUUCGACUGAAGGCAAACGGACUUUGUGACGUCACUUCGACGUUACGUAAGAGCCACCAGGCGUUACGCGGCUACCGGUACCUGCACGUAAGCGUCGCGGGCCGAGGCUCGCCGCCGCACCUGCGACAGCACCACCAGCACCAGCUCCUGAUCCGGAGCCCGGGUCGCGUGACCCUGCUGCCCUCAUCGGUCGCGCUAGGGCUCAGAGGUCCGCCAAGUGCGGGUCAUGUUUUGUUUACGGGAAGCUGCUGGUCUUCCAGUGUAAGCAGAGGCAGAACCAUGCAGCCCAGCAGAUGCUCCUCCACGUCACCGAGCAGCAGGAACCAGAGCCCCGGACAGGUCGACCAGAAUGUAAAGGAGGACGUGACCCCCUCGUCUGCAGACAAGACUCUGGAGGAGACGGAGCUGGGUGCCGUCAAACCCUCCAAAGCCCAGCAGUUGAAAACGGUCUUCAAAGAAUACGGAGCAGUGGGAGUCUCCUUUCAUAUCUGCAUCUCACUGAUGUCCCUGGGAAUGUUCUACCUCCUGAUAUCCAGUGGGCUGGACAUGGUGAGUCUCCUGUCGAAGCUGGGCUUCAGUGAGGCCAUCAUCCGCUCCAAAAUGGCCGCAGGGACCAGCACGUUUGUCUUGGCCUACGCUGUCCACAAACUCUUUGCACCAGUGCGCAUCAGCAUCACCCUGGUAUCGGUUCCCCUCAUCGUCCGCUACCUGAGGAAGACGGGACUCUUUAAACCACCGACUCCUGCACCCUGAGGACCGGUGACAACAUUCAAGCGCAGCCGAACACUGGCAGGGCUGCGGAUGCUUGGGGAACAAAAUGGUCUUAAAAAUGCAACUUUACAAUCAGGGACGUGAAGUUUCACUCUCAAGCAGGUUUGUUCUUUUAAUGCUGUGAAGAGUCCAUCGAUACUUCAAGUGAAUUUUCUGGUUUGUUGUGGUGGAAGCGUUUUCUUUUAAUGGGACGUGUGUAUUUAAUUAUUAAAAAGGAAG
Messenger RNA from Synchiropus splendidus (mandarinfish), 1209 nucleotides. RefSeq names its product family with sequence similarity 210 member B (gene mims2). The record is from RefSeq and is a predicted model, not a curated record. The coding region runs from base 160 to 972 and encodes 270 amino acids. The transcript has 3 exons. Lineage: Eukaryota; Metazoa; Chordata; Actinopteri; Syngnathiformes; Callionymidae. Gene Ontology annotation, cellular component: mitochondrion.